AUGUAUAAAUUAAGAUUGUACAAGAAUCAGAGAUCAUUCUACCUUCAUUUUUGCGAGGCCUUCUUUUUUCCUCAUCAAACCAGUUUUGUUGCCCAUCUAAAUCAGUUCCCUUCACUUCCAAUCUCUUCAUUUUCGUUUAAAACUGACAGACUAGCUUUGCUUGCUUUGAAGGACCGGCUUGUUGGUGGUUCUCCUGGAGCUUUAACUUCAUGGAAUGCUUCUCUCCAUUUCUGUGAGUGGCAAGGUGUUCGAUGUGGGCAUCGUUACCAGAGAGUAAUAUCUUUGAAUGUAAGUAGCAUGAAAUUGGUUGGCUCCAUAUCUCCUUCAAUCGGAAACUUAACCUUCCUUAGAGAAGUUAACUUUUCUCGUAAUAGGUUGCAAGGAAGUAUCCCCAGGGAACUUGGUCAUUUGAGGCGGCUUCGUUUGCUAGCUCUAGGGCAUAAUAAUCUCCAAGGCAUAAUCCCUGUAGUGCUUUCCAAUUGCUCAAAUUUCCAAGUGAUUUAUUUAGAUUACAAUAACCUUACAGGAGAAAUUCCUUUCCAGUUAGGGAAUGUGAAGAAUCUCAUUGUACUUCAGCUUUCUAUCAAUAAUUUAAUUGGGGGGUAUUCCAUCUUCUUUAGGAAAUCUUUCAUCCUUGAUUGUCCUCUCUCUUCAAGGUAA
Durio zibethinus is the source of this 660-nucleotide messenger RNA. NCBI's taxonomy places the organism in Eukaryota, Viridiplantae, Streptophyta, Magnoliopsida, Malvales, Malvaceae. The record is from RefSeq and is a predicted model, not a curated record.